UUUUUUUUUUUAACGAUGCCACCACUUUAAUGCCCUUGCUCAUUCCACAGUUGGUGUCAGUGUUGCCUCUGCACAUGCAAGACAUGGGAAGCAUCCACUUCUGAAGUCCUAUCGUCAUGAGCGAGGAGGCAGCUUUAGUGACGUGACCCCAAGAUGCAGCAGACGACAAGCAGAUGUGCAAGACGCUGAGCAACACACAACUAUGGAGCCCCUGAUGUGUGAGCAGUCGGCCAAGGUGGAUGAGCUGGUGGAGGCAUGCAUCCAAGCUUUUGACGAGAGCGGCACUUUGAGGCACCCGUCGACGGUUCGCAUGUUCCUCAUGAUGCACCCGUGGUACAUUCCUUCCGCGGACAUGGCUGCCAAGCUGGUGCUCAAAUCUCAAGCGGAGGACUGCUCGGCGGAGCAUCGAACCAGAAUAUGUCACCUUGUCAAGUAUUGGAUCUCUGAGUUUCCUGCAGAGUUCAAUCUGAACCCAGGACUGGCCGAGCAGAUAAAAGACUUUAAAGACCUCCUGAGCACAGAGGGCAAUGAGUGCCAGAGUCAGCUCAUUGACAUCGAGAGCGUGCCAUCGUAUAAAUGGAAGCGUCAGGUGACUCAGCGCGUCCCCUCAAUGUCCAAAAAGAGGAAAAUGUCCCUGCUCUUUGACCACCUUGACUCCUGUGAACUGGCUGAACACCUGACCUAUUUGGAAUACAAAUCUUUCUGCAAAAUUUUGUUUCAGGACUACCACAGCUUUGUGAUGCAUGGUUGCACGGUGGACAACCCCGUGCUGGAGCGCUUCAUCACGCUCUUCAACAGCGUCUCUCAGUGGAUUCAGCUCAUGGUGCUCAGCAAGCCCACUGCGACCCAGAGAGCCUCCGUCAUCUCGCACUUCAUCAGAGUGGCGCAGAAACUGCUGCAGCUGCAGAACUUCAACACGCUAAUGGCAGUAGUCGGUGGCCUCAGCAACAGCUCCAUCUCGCGUCUCAAAGACACACAGGCCCAUAUCAGCGCCGAAACCAACAAGGUUUUUAACAACCUCAUCGAGCUGGUGACGUCAUGUGGAAACUACUGCCAGUACCGCAAGCGCUUCUCGGAGAGCUCCGGCUUCCGCUUCCCCAUCCUGGGUGUGCACCUGAAGGACCUGAUCGCUGUUCACGUGGCACUGCCAGACUGGGCAGACAAGGAGAAGACGCGGGUCAACCUAGCUAAGACCCAGCAGCUGUACGCCAUCCUGCAGGAGCUGGCGCUGAUCCAGAACAUGCCGCCCAACGUCGACGCCAAUACGGAUCUGCUGAACCUGUUGACAGUAUCUCUGGACCAGUACCACACAGAGGAGGAGAUCUACCAGAUGUCUUUGCAGAGGGAACCUCGCAAGCAAGCGCAGAACUCUAGCACCACCCCGGCUCCAGACCCCAAGCCAAGCAUGAUGGAUGAGUGGUCCGUGUCGGUGAAGCCCAACGCUGACCCGACAGUCAUCAAGAAGCACAUUGAGAAGAUGGUGGAGUCUGUCUUCAAGAACUUUGACACAGACGGCGAUGGCCACAUCUCUAGGGAUGAGUUUGAGGACAUCAGGAACAACUUCCCCUACCUCAGCAAGUUUGGAGAACUGGACAAGAACCAAGACGGCAAAAUCAGCCGAGAGGAGAUGAUCGACUACUUCACGAGGGCCAGCUCGCUGCUCAACUGCAAGAUGGGCUUCAUCCACACUUUCAGCGAGGCCACCUACGUGAAGCCCACCUUCUGCGAGCACUGCGCUGGCUUUAUAUGGGGUUUCUACAAGCAGGGCUACAAGUGUAAAGCUUGCGGGGUCAACUGCCACAAGGCCUGCCGGAGCCGACUGGCCGUGGAGUGCCGGAAAAGGACCAAGAGCAUCAGCCACGAGACGCCACCGGCUCUUCAGGCCAGAUCUUACAGCUUCCCGCCGCCUGCCAACCCUCCACACAAUCUCCAGAACACUGUAAUCGCUGAAGAGGAUAUAGAGGCGGUGGAAGAAGGAGUGUUCGACAUUCACCUAUAACCAGAGCCUGUAUGAGGACCGAAGGUCGGCAUUCUAUCAUCUGCCCUACGAAAAAAACACUACUUUGUCAAAUAAAAAAUAAAAAAGGCUUCACUGCACAUCUUAAACUAAAGCCCAUAGCUCUGCUAACUAUCUGUCUCAGUCAGUUACAGACAACAUCAUUUUGAAGCAAUGCAAAUAUCCACUUUAACACAGCAGCAGUGUAAUCUGUUAGCUUCUUUCAUCAUUGUGAGUGAACAAUAACUAUUAAAGAGACGAACAAUGUUGUGGAAGCUGGAACUAUCACUAUUCAUUAUUAUUGAUAUUCUCAUCAUAUGAUGCGACAAUAUUGCUAAAAUUAUAGAAAAAAGGCUUUGGCAAGUCAUAUUUACAGAGGAAAUAAAGUACUAAAAGCACAUUAUGAUCUUUGUUUGUUGCUGCAAUGCAAGGUUAGUUUUUUUUUGAGGGGGUUCACAUCAUGUGUGCACUGACGUAGAAGCUUAAAACACCUUUAAAGGGAAACAGCACUUUUUUUUUGCAAUUUUGCCCAUCGUUCACAAUCCUUAUAAGAAACAAGAAGACAAAAGGUUCUUUUUUUUAGCAUUCUAACAUGUAGAAAUUGGCUCAUUUUUUGGUGGUUAGCAAUGCAGCUAAUGAGAGCAAUCAAUUCUACCACUAAAUCACUUUAAAAAUGCGUUCAAAGACCGUCAACGAUACUUUAUUUACGUUCCGUAACCUGUGUAAUAACCAAGCUGUAGUAACAUUGUUAUUGUAAGAGGAACCACUGAGGAACUAUUUUUCUAAUGUAGUAAAGCAUUGGCGUGCUACGGUAUUAGCCGUAAAAGCUAACUAUGGCAAGAAAUAAGCUAGCUUGUAUGUCAGCACGAAACGCGUUUGAGUUUGUAAUGCACAACACACUGCGAUAGAACACCAAUAUGUACUGACUGAAAAACAUGAACAAGUAAGUAUCACUUCCAGUAAGUAUUAGCCCACAUUUCAUGUUUUGUUUGUACAUAGCUAGCUCGACAGUGUAAGCACUGUAUCUGUAAUAACACACAUCACGUGCUGCGUGUAUAAUGAUCGAUAUAAAGGGUGACUCACUCAAUGGACAGUUGUCUGUUUGGUCCAGCUGGCCGGGGGCGUUUUUUUCUGGUUUAUUUGGGUAAGCACUCCAUUUAUGUCAAAAUAGCAUGGCAUCAAAUUCCACAUUUUGCAGCUUUGAGUCAAUUUUACCUCACUCUCUCGGCUUCCGUCUGCUCCAAAGUCUCACUCUUUCUUUGUGAUGGCUUCUAGAAUAAGUAGUUCAUCCUCCAUAUAUUCAGAUUCAAAAAGAUAAGGUUCUGAAUCCUAAUUUGUCCAAAAAUAGUUGUCUUUAUUGUUUGUUACCGUAUCUGCCAUGAUUAAAAGACACACACACCUUUGUUCCCGGAAGUCAGAAGUGCGCAGCUAUUAAAACGGAAAUACGUGCGCCGAAUAAUUUGUUCCGGCAAUACUCAAAAUGACCAAAAUACGGUAAUUAUUGAACAUAAUACAUAUUGUUAUGAACGUGUCAUUAUAUAUAGACUUGCAGUGUGUAUACAAAAUGUUGAUGGAGGGUUUUGAAGUUGUUUUAGAGGGCUUUGAAGGCUACAACAGUGACUCCCAUUAACCACAUCUUCCAAGUGUUUUUUUUUAUCACCUUUAACCCCCCCGCACCAACAAAUGUAAUCUUGUCUCACAUAAUGAUUGUGAAUGAUAGGCAAAAUUCCAAAAAAUUGCAGUAUCCCCUUUAUGUUUGAUGAUUUAGUUUUUCUUGAGUGACUAAGUUAACCUGGCCGGAUGUUGCUGUUAAAAUAUGACUUAUGUUAGCAAUUUACAGUGCAUAGACAAUUCCUUCAAUUUCAUUCUUGGUUUAUGCUGUGCUGUCAUGUGUGGGACCUCAUAUAUAGACACUUGUGUGCCUUUCUAAAUCAUGUCCAACCAACUGAAUUUACCACAGGUGGACUCUAAUUACUGUAUUUUCCAGACUAUAGAGUGCAUCGGUAUAUAAGCCGCACCGACUAAAUAAAUAAAUAAAAUGUUUCCAUAUAUUAGCUAAAGAUGUUGUAAAAUUAGUUACCGGUAUUUACACAAAAAUAUUUUAUACAUUUUCAUUUACAUACUUUAAUUGUUUCCAAACGGUGUCUGCAACAUGGCAGUAAAACAGCUGAUCAAACAAAACAGAAGUCAUUGUCAUGGACCCACAAGCUGCAAAAGCUAGCACUCCAAUCAGCUAAACAGACUCAAUAACUCCACGGUGAUAUUUAUGUUAAUUUACGAAACUGAAACCAUCCACUUAAGAAACUGAAACAAUACAAUUAGAAUGCCAUUUUAAGUUAACAAUUCUAACACAGACACUCGUAAAUGUGUUAGCAUAUUAGCUCAUGCUAACGACGCUAUCUUCAUUACAUUAUAAUAGCACGUACAAAUAUGCAUGAAAACACUCCUACAUACAUCACACAUGGGACAGCAAGAAAGUAAGUAAGUUGUUUUAGUUAUAUUGUAAAACUUACAAAUGUUGCUUGUCCCUUAUGGCGUUGUGGGGGGUGCUGGAGCCUAUCCUAGUAAAAUAAAACCUAAAACAAACAAAAAUAAAAAUUACAAUAAACAUUAUAAAGCAUUUCAAUAAUAAAAAAUAUUUUUUUUUAAGCUUGUGACCUAAGUAUACCAUUUAAAGUAAUCUGUUCUUAAUUUACAUACAGUAUAUUCUACAUACAAAACAGACAACUUCACACAGUUGUUUCCCAGAGUUGUCCUCAUAUUAAUAGUUUUAACAACAGUUUACAUUCGUGAAUGCUAGUGAUGAGUUUGAUAUUUUUAGGCAAUUAAUUGCUUUCUUCAUACCUCUACGUUGAAUACAAUGCACAGGCUCUAUAAAGUCAUGGAGUGAAAUACAAUUACAACUUAAAAUAAAACGGUGCCAUUUUUCGAUACCUUUGUUGCGGUUGCAGUCUUGGACAGGCUCAAGCACUCAAGAAAAAAACUGUAAAGGACUCAUCCGGGCCUCUAUGGGUAAUGUCACAUUUUUCUAUGGCAACAAAGCACGAAAAAGAAGCUGAAGUACAGCAAGGCUCCACUUUUAAAAAUAUUUUGGGACCUCUCAGACUACUUCAAAACAAUACAAUACAGGGCCUUUAAAUAAAACUGAGCAUGCACUGGGCAGAUGUAGCUAAUUUAUGUCU
Messenger RNA from Nerophis lumbriciformis (worm pipefish), 5178 nucleotides. Its product is annotated as RAS guanyl-releasing protein 2. Lineage: Eukaryota; Metazoa; Chordata; Actinopteri; Syngnathiformes; Syngnathidae. Gene Ontology annotation, biological process: Ras protein signal transduction. Gene Ontology annotation, molecular function: guanyl-nucleotide exchange factor activity; calcium ion binding. The record is from RefSeq and is a predicted model, not a curated record. Gene Ontology annotation, cellular component: plasma membrane.